AUGAACAGCAAUAACAGAAUUGGAGUUGAUGAAUCUUCAGUAAUUAAUCCUAAUACAACACGAUUAGGAAAACUAUAUGAACAUUUUCGAAAAAGAAAACUAAUCUGGAUCGUACUUUCCAUUAUUUUAAUUCUAGUUAUUGCAACAACUAUUGUCCUAAUGAAUAAAACAAAGACGGAAAAAACAUCAACAAUGGAGAUAACAACAGCAGCAACAACAGAGAUAGAAACAACGACAGAAACAACCACGAUCGCAACAACAAUAACAACAGAAACAAUAAGCGAACAAUUACUUCCUCCUGCUAUCAUUGAUAAAAAUACGAAAUGGAAACAGAGUGCAACUACUGUUGCUGGAGGACAUGGGCAAGGACAUGAAUUAAAUCAGUUAAAUCGACCUCAAGGUUUUUAUGUUGAUGAUGAUGAUGAUAGUAUUUAUAUUGCUGACACUGAUAACCAUCGUAUUGUUCAAUGGAAAUUUGGUGCAAACAAUGGUGAAAUUGUUGCAGGUGGGAAUAUAUCUGGAAACGAAAAAUAUCGAUUGAAAACUCCAGAAGAUGUCAUUCUUGAUAAAGAGAAGAAAUAUCUCAUCAUUUGUGAUAUGGGCAAUUCCCGAGUGAUAAAAUGGUCCUGUCAAAACAGUCAGGAUCAAGAAAUAUUGAUAUAUCCUAGUUUUUGCUGGGGCUUAGCAAUGGAUAAUAAUGGAGAUCUUUAUAUUGCUGACUGGGUGAACCAGAAAGUUAUACGUUGGCAUGAAGGAGAUACAGAGGGUACAGUUGUAGCAGGUGGAAAUGGAUUUGGAAAUUCGUGUAGUCAACUCAAUCAAGCUAAGCAGAUCUUCGUUGAUAAAAAUCAUUCAGUUUACGUAGCAGACGAUACGAAUCAUCGUGUGAUGAAAUGGGAGGGAAAUGCGACCGAAGGGCUUCUUGUUGCUCCGAGAAACGUUUUCAACGAAGAUCUCAUUGAUGUAAUGUCUAACCCCAAAGGUGUGAUCGUUGAUAAUACGGGUAAUAUUUAUAUAUCGUAUAGCAGAUAUCAUCACAUAACGCGUUGGUCGCCAGGUGCUAUGAAAGGCAUUGCUGUUGUUGGUACAGAACGAUCUGGAAGUGAAUCGACGCAGCUCACAAACCCUCAAGAUUUAUCAUUUGAUCGACGGGGUAAUCUUUAUGUUGUCGAUAGAGACAACCAUCGAAUCCAAAAAUUUCUUAUUGAUCUUGACUGA
Adineta steineri is the source of this 1218-nucleotide messenger RNA. The record is from the annotation of a GenBank genome assembly. Lineage: Eukaryota; Metazoa; Rotifera; Eurotatoria; Adinetida; Adinetidae.